AUGCCGUGGUUGACGUGGCACGUCGGCGGGGAUGUCUAUCCAAACUUUUGUUAUCCCAGAUUUGUGCAGGGCUCUUCCUUCAUCAUCUCCCGCGGGGCUGCUAAGUCGAUUUUGACGAAUAUUUGUCGAUUUCCGUGGAUACAUUUGGACGAUAUCCAUCUGGGCGUAAUGUCUUCUUGUCUCAACAUCAAGCUUCUCCACGAAGAAGGCUUCGACCAUCACACCUUCGAUGAUUUUGUCGUCUUCCACUACCAAUAUUCCCGAUAUACCGCAGAUUAUUUGAAGGGCUUGUGGCGGAAUUCACGUUUUGGCCAUAAA
This is a messenger RNA of Mesorhabditis spiculigera, 318 nucleotides long. The record is from the annotation of a GenBank genome assembly. NCBI's taxonomy places the organism in Eukaryota, Metazoa, Nematoda, Chromadorea, Rhabditida, Rhabditidae.